Molecule: messenger RNA, 2444 nt
Organism: Arachis ipaensis
Lineage: Eukaryota; Viridiplantae; Streptophyta; Magnoliopsida; Fabales; Fabaceae
Source: RefSeq, a predicted model, not a curated record
CUGAGCAGUGAGCAAAACAUCACCUUUCAGUUUCACACUUGACACUAUACACUCACAGCUCAACUCAUAAGAAAGAGACAAAAUCCAAAACCAGAAUCUAAGCCCAAACACUCCCUCCAAUUCCAUUAAACUUUGCCUCACAAGACCUAUUUCUUCAUACUGCAUUAACCAUUUGCUUCAAUAAGCAUUCAGUUCCACUCUUUCACUGUUGGAGCACUAUAUAAAGUCUCCACCCUCACUCACAUUCCUCCACAACCCCAUCUCUCAUUACAGGUUUUGUUAUUUGAUUUUUCUGAAUGGAGAUACCAAGAAUUUGGCAAUGGUUAAAUCUUCUAGUAUGUGUACUGUUAUUAAUAAAGUCAGAAGGAUCUGGUUUUGUUCCAAUCACUUAUUUGGAGGAUGCAGAGUCAAAAGGAGCCGUUUGUUUGGAUGGUAGUCCUCCGGCCUACCACUUUGAUAAGGGAUCCGGCGAAGGUGUUAACAGCUGGAUUGUUCAUCUUGAGGGAGGAGGAUGGUGCAGUGAUGUGUCUUCUUGCCUUGAACGCAAGGACACUCGGUUAGGUUCAUCCAAACAAAUGGAUACACAGGCUGGAUUUUAUGGAAUACUUAACAACCAACAAGAUUAUAAUCCAGAUUUCUACAACUGGAACAGAAUCAAGAUUAGGUACUGUGAUGGAUCAUCAUUUACUGGUGAUGUGGAAGAAGUUGAUCCGACAAACAAUCUGCACUUCAGAGGAGCAAGAAUUUUUGAAGCAGUCAUUAAGCAUUUACUUGCAAAAGGAAUGGAGAAUGCUGAAAAUGCUAUUCUGUCUGGAUGCUCUGCUGGAGGAUUGGCUGCUAUAUUGAACUGCGAUCGCUUCAAAUCCUUCCUACCAAAUGGCGCCAGAGUGAAAUGCGCGCCGGAUGCCGGCUAUUUUAUCCAUGUACCAGAUGUCUCCGGAACAAAGCACAUUGAAAAUUUCUACAAUGGAGUUGUUGAAACACAUGGAUCAGCAAAGUAUUUGUCUAAAUCCUGCACUUCAAAAUAUGGUGCUGGCCUGUGCUUUUUCCCACAAUAUGUGGCACAAGAUAUCGCCACGCCCAUUUUCGUUGUAAAUGCGGCCUAUGACUCAUGGCAGAUUAGAAACAUUUUGAUACCGAGCAUGGCGGAUCCACACGGAAGCUGGAAAAACUGCAAAGAGAACAUAAGCAAUUGCACACCUGAUGAACUAGAUGCUGUGCAAGGGUUUAGAGAGGAUUUCAUAAAGGCAUUGAGUGGGGUGCAGAACUCUCCAUCAAAAGGAAUGUUCAUAGAUUCUUGCUACAUCCACUGCCAAACGGGAAUGCAAGAGCUUUGGUUCAAUCCUGAUGCACCUCAGCUUGCAAAUACUGUAUGUAUUUCUAACACACACUCACUCUUUCUUUCUGCUUUGCUUAUAUUAUUACUAAUUUGCAGACUAUUGCUAAGGCCGUUGGUGACUGGUUUUAUGAACGAAAGCCUUUCCAACACAUUGAUUGUGCCUUCCCAUGCAACCCUACUUGUGGUAAAAUCAUCUUAUCUUAUCUUCUUGUUUUCAACCAAACAUAAAAGUAACAAUAAUCAAGAAACUAAAGUAAGUAUUCCACAGUUAGUUGUAUUCUUUCAUUUCACUAAUAAAAAUACAAGCAAAUACAAAACAUAUAUUGGGAUUGCCUGUAUAUUUCAAAAAGUUAAUAAGCUAAGAUACUUGGUACUGCAAAAUAUUCUCUGCUUAUCUUCAAUUAAUCCUUGGGGGUUGCCUCUCAUGUAGACCACCAAUGUUGCCAAUGUAUAUACUUUUUAUGUACUACUUUUUCUUUUCAAAUAUGAGAUGAUCUCUUAAAGAAUAAAGUUGGCUCAUAUUUUUUACUUAUCUAAACUAUUUACGGUUAUUUAAGCAACGGUUAAAUUGUCUCCGUCUGAUUUUAAGAUCACGGAUUCAAACCAUGGAAAUAGUCAUUAAUGUAAUUAUCAGGUUAGAAUGCAUAUAUUACACCUUUUGAGUGCGGCCCUUCUCCGACCUUGUAUAAUCACUUAAUCAGAAAGAUCAAAGCAAACUGAACAAUAGCUAUGUGAAGAUGGCGUUGACAAAUAAAAUCUUUCAGAUCUUAGACCCAGUUAUUCUGCAUGCAGAAUAGAUGGAACAGCAGCAGCAGAAAACAGCAGGGAAACUAGAAAAUAAGACGUUCUGAUGCAGAGAAGUGUUUACAUUCACUGUUUAAGAUUGGACUUGCUUGUUCAGUGGAGCCAUCAAAAGAAAGAAUGAGCAUGGAGGAUGUCAUCAUAGAGCUAAACCUGAUAAAGAAUUCCUUCAGGAUUGACUAGACUGCAUGUAUUAUGCAUAUGAUCACACUAUUUUUUUUUUUUUUUGUGCUUUUUCUACUUGAUUUGCUAGUCUUUUCCUUUCAUUUUUCUUUUCGUGUUUAUGCCUAAUUGCCUACUUGUU